This is a messenger RNA of Onychostoma macrolepis, 1952 nucleotides long. Its product is annotated as rho-related GTP-binding protein RhoB. The coding region runs from base 44 to 634 and encodes 196 amino acids. The record is from RefSeq and is a predicted model, not a curated record. The transcript has a single exon. NCBI's taxonomy places the organism in Eukaryota, Metazoa, Chordata, Actinopteri, Cypriniformes, Cyprinidae. Gene Ontology annotation, biological process: small GTPase-mediated signal transduction. Gene Ontology annotation, molecular function: GTPase activity; GTP binding.
CGUGAUUUUUCCCCCCUGCUACUUUCAGGUCGUGUAACACUUGAUGGCGAGUAUUCGUAAAAAGCUGGUGGUAGUUGGGGACGGGGCAUGUGGGAAGACUUGUCUGUUAAUCGUUUUCAGCAAAGAUGAAUUUCCAGAGGUUUAUGUGCCCACCGUUUUUGAAAACUACGUCGCGGACAUUGAAGUUGACUCCAAACGAGUUCAGCUGGCUUUAUGGGACACGGCGGGGCAGGAGGAUUACGACCGACUGAGACCCUUGUCCUAUCCGGACACCGAUGUCAUCCUCAUGUGCUUCUCCGUGGACAGCCCGGACUCUCUGGAAAACAUUCCAGAAAAGUGGGUGCCGGAAGUGAAACACUUCUGUCCUAAUGUGCCCAUAAUUUUGGUGGCGAAUAAGAAAGAUUUGCGGAGCGAUGACAAUGUGAGAAGUGAGCUGUCGAGAAUUAAACAGGAACCAGUGAGAACAGAGGACGGACGCGCCAUGGCUGCUCGCAUCGGAGCGCAGGACUACAUGGAGUGCUCUGCCAAAACCAAAGAGGGGGUUCGGGAAGUGUUUGAGACCGCCACUCGAGCAUCCUUACAGAAGAGACCAAGACCACCCGCUGGCUGUUUGAAUUGUUGCCGACUGAUUUGAAUAAUAAUAACAAUAAUAAACCUAUGACACAAAGGUGAGGGUUCACGGGACAUCCUCCUCGAAACGAUUGCUUUUUCGCGUAUGCCAUCAGCAGAAACGACAUUUAGGCUACUCAACACGCUGUGCAUGUAUUGCGAGGUCACCAAAGCUAUCUAAUGUCAUAUGGGCGAAUUCAGGCUGGGCACUGGAUGGACUUUUGCUAAAUUAUGUUAAUGGCUUGAAUGAAUGAAUGAGGCAUUUAUAUAGCGCUUUAAUGUGUAUUGCAAUACACCCAAAGCGCUUUACAAUCAUGUGGGGGGUCUCUCCUCAACCACCACCAGUGUGCAGCAUCCACUUGGACUUAAGGACUGUGGCACCGGUGAUGGUAAUGGACUGCACACAGGAGUUUAAAUAUACCAAUAGGUUUCACAGCUUAAGCUUGUAGACUUGGCACAGGUUUUUUUCUUUCUUUCUUUUUUUUUUUUUUUUGUGAGUAUGCUUGCUGAAGAAAGUGUUUUUGUUGUUGUUGUUGUUGUUGUUUUAAGAAUAUGCCCCAAUACCUUAGAGUGUUCAGUUAUAAAGUUACCCUGCUAAGACACUUCUGUCAUAAUGUAGAAUACCUUAAAAGGAUCAUGUAAGGAAUAAUUGAAGCCGGGCCGUGUGCAUUAUUUUUCUAAUAAUUCAACAGACCGAAGUCAAUUAUUCCGCUUAUACUACGGUUGCCACACCUCAAGACAUCGAUCAGAUGAUAUAUUUCAAGGCAUUCGUACGGUAUUUCUACUUAAAUCGCUUUUGUGAGUAGGAUUAUUUCUCCCGUGUCUCACCCAACGCCUCCGUUGCUAAUUCCAAAAUGUCAUUUUAAACCUAGUAAUGGAGGCUUGAGCCGUUGAUAACAGACUAAUGCAGUUAAUACAGUUUAAUAAGUAAGUUAUGAGAGAGAGAGAGAGAGAGAGAGAAUGGUCUCUGUGCGUCUCUCAAUAGUGUUCGGCAGCAAUGUCUCUAGUUACAGUGAAACUUAGUUCCUUUUGUUCACGAACAGGGGUGCGUUUCCCAAAAACAACGUCCAAGUUCGCAAGUUCCGUCGUUACCAAUAGAGUUCAAUGGAACUAACGACCAUAGUUAGCUAACGAUGCUUUAGGGAAACGCACCCCAGAACCGUUGUUGUUACCUCGCUUGUGAGAAGUCAUAGUUUUUAAGUUGUUUACUGAGUAGCGCUAACAACAUUAGCGCGAUGUAUGUUAGUGUGUGCAAACUGUAACUGUUAUGUAUGUGCGGUCUGUGAGGGAGAGAUAGAGUAUGUGCUUUCCAUACAUAAUAAAGCGUAAUUUUGUGGCAAAAA